CGGUGGUACUAUGUCCACACUGCAAGUAUGGACGUGGUGGACAGUUUAUCGCCAGCCCCGGGGACUGACAGCGUCCCCUCCCUAGACUUUGAUCUGAUCACAGACGGGGACUCGGGAAACAUUUGGUGUGAACAGUGUAAAGUCUUUAAAAAGAAUUAUGAGAAGCUGCAGGAAGAGCAUGCUCGGAGUUACAACACACUGAAGAAGAAGAUAAUAUCCACUGACUUGCUUAUCAAGAAGUACAAGACAAAGUGUGAAGAGUAUGACCAGCAGACCAGGAAGUUAGAGGAUGCCAUCAGAAGACAGGAACAGUUACAGAGGGAGACAGACACACUACAAGCCCAGCUGUCCUCAGCACUUCAUCAGAUAGAGCCAAUCAAACAGGUGAGAUAUAUCUACAAACUAAAUCCUAACAGACACACUACAAGCCCAAUUGUCCUCAGCACUUCAUCAGAUAGAACCCAUCAAACAGGUGAGUUAUAUCUACAAACUAAACCCUCACAACAUUUCCAAUGUACAUAGGAACUAUCAAAAUUUCAGAGUGAAUCAGAGAUCUGAUUCAAGUGAGACUGAACAAAGAACAUAGAAAUCAAUGUUUCCUACUUAAAUGGGAAAACAUGAAA
Saccostrea cuccullata (small rock oyster) is the source of this 623-nucleotide messenger RNA. RefSeq lists its product as uncharacterized. The record is from RefSeq and is a predicted model, not a curated record. The transcript is spliced from 5 exons. Bases 28 to 522 code for a protein of 164 amino acids. NCBI's taxonomy places the organism in Eukaryota, Metazoa, Mollusca, Bivalvia, Ostreida, Ostreidae.